UUUUUUUUCAGUCGCCGUUCGAGAAGUGUUGAAUUUCCUGCCUUAUUUUUUACAAAAUAUAAAAACUAGUUGCUUUUCGUAGCACAUUUAAAAUGGUUGUCUGCGCAUUGCAGAGCUUUGCGACUGGACAACAAUUGGAUGCCUGCGGUGAUAUGAAUUCGACACAACAAAGUGCGCAAAUUAAAGACGCUGAAAUUGUCGAUAAUGGAAAUGGCGCCGAGGAAGAAGACCGCGAGGAGGGCGAAAUUGUCGAUGAUUUCGAAAUGAUAAUAUCCUCUGAAGAUGAAGAAUUCAAAUUACGUGCUCGCAUCCAGCAGCUGGAAGACAAAAGCAAGGAUAUCGAGAAAAUGGAAAUGCUCUCGGCCAACUUGGCCAAUCAAUACAAUUACCAAAGGCCACAUAGAAUUGACAGAUAUACGCCUUAUCAGCACUUCUCGCCUAUUAGUGUGCUAUCGGAUGUCUCCAGCCUGUCAGAGGAAGAGUUUGAGCCACCCAAAAAGUAUCGUCGACAUAAAUCGAAGCGGACCGAGUCGAAAAAACAUGGCCAGGUGCUUAGAAGGAAUCCAUUCGCGCGUCGGGAGCAUCAGCUUAAGAAGAAGCGCCGUCACAGUCAUUAUUGUCAGCAACAACAAGCUGCCAUACUGUUGGAUUCGCUCGAAGAUGACGAUGAGAUAGGCGAGUAUGAUGGUAAUGCGGAAAACGAGAACGAUGAUUUCGACGAUCUGGCGCAAUUGAAGCUGAGUCGCGACAAGCUGCGAGUUGCGUUGGCUCGCACUGGCAGCUAUGAUCUCAAGCCCAAGCAUAGUCUCAAGGAGCGCUUGCAGUAUCGCUUGCGAAAAUCUCCCAGUCCAAACUCCAAUUCAAAGGAGCAGCAGUUGAAGCGCACAGAGGAGUUAUCGCCACGAUCCCUUGAUGGCUACACACAGCAGCCCAACAAGGUGGUGCAGGUCGAUCAACAAGAACAACAGUCACAGGACCUACAGGAUGAUGAUACGCCAGAACUCAAGUUGCGUCUUAUUGCGCUCAAGUCUGCGAUGCUAAAAAAGCACUUGGCACGCAAGAAGCGCGAUGCAGAGCGUGCCUACUCGCCCACAGACAUGAUUAAUCGCGUGCAUCAGCCAAACAUCAGUCAUGAGUGCGAUGAUAUCGAUGAUCUGAUGGAGAUAAGUCCAGCUGCGUCACCAGAGCGCACAACGUAUAGUCCACCGCCCAGCAACUUUGUGGAGCCAGUGGACAUGGAUCUGGCGCAGACGGACAGCGAUGAUGAGCGGCAGCAAUGGGCAGACAACUGGCAAACGACGGUCAAUAGAGAGGAGAGCUGGAAUUGCUUUGUACCAAAUUCGUUGCCCCCUGUUUCCAUGCCCAUUGUAGUAGACGAUGAUGACGAAGAGGAGCAGCUGGCUCAACAGAAGCGAGGACAGUUCAAUUAUGAUGACGAUGAAGUGCCUCCGCCACCACCUUCCUAUCACAUUCCACACAUGCAUCUGGAGGAUGACGAUGCGCGCGAUGCGCUUCAUUUAAGUGAACAGCAGUCGCGUCGUGGUUCGCUCUCUGACAUUCAAUCGAUCUCAAUGGACAACUCGCAGACCCAAACGCAAUCGCAGCUCACUAGCGAUGAUGAGGCGGGCGCCUUGCGUGCGUUGUUGCUAUCCAAGCUGAAACCAACAGCCAAGCAGGUGGAGCGAGUUGUGGCUGAAGAGAAAAGCGAAACGCACGACUCGGAUGAUCCCGACCAGUUGCGUCUGCUGUUGCUCUCUAGCAUUGCGUCGAAGAAGAAGACUCUCGGCGAAGAGACGCCCGAAGAGAGUCCAGAAAUACUCAAAAAGGCUGUACGCCGUUUCCAGGUGACUUCCGAUGACCAUGACAUACCCAUAAAACAAGCUGAAGCGAUGCUACAGCCAAGUGCAGUGCCAUUUGCAGUUGUUGAAGAGUUGCAGACGGCGCCCUUGCCUGUGCCAGCUCCUGAACUGGAUCCUUAUCCAUCACCGCCACAACCCGCAGUUGAAGCUGCUGAAGUGCCAUCCGUUCCUGCACCUACAACAACUUUACACUCAUCUCCCACCGACAUUAUUAAGAUUGUGAAACCCAACAAGGUGAUCAACAAAAAGACUGCGCCUAAGCGCAAGAUUUCCAAGCUCACUCAAGCUGCUCCGCCAUUGAAGCGACCUACAACACUGCUGGUCAAGGAGCCAGUGGCUCCACUGCACAUUCACAACGCGGCAAGCACAACACGACUGAUAACCACAGUCGAUCCAAAUAGCAUCAAGGUGAACAAACUAGUUAUUACAUUGGCAGAGUCAUCAGCGGGCAGUGACGACGAGCUAGAACUGCGCAGCUGUUAUACUAGCUACGCUGAAUAUCAGAGUCCGCUCAGCCAGGCAAUGGAUAGUGCCAGCAAUUCCACGACACGUUCAAACACACCCAACUCUGAGAUUCUAGACUCGACGGCGCCGAGUAACAAUAAUUUACGACGCACUGUUAUCAACGAGUACUUUGAGAAGAAGCUGGACGAUUUCCUCAAGCAGGCGCGCUCCAAGGUGCCCACACCUUCGCCUUUGGCCAGCGAAAAGCCUCCACAAGAAGCGACAAAGACAAUCGAGGCGGCAGCGGAAACCAUAGCGAAACCUGCGCCGCUGCAGCCAAGCAACAAAGUUAAGCCAACGCCGGUGGCUGUGCGUCACUUGCCGGUGGCAUCACAAAAGGAGUACCUGCUUCUUAUCGAGCGUAUGCGCCUGCUGGAAAAGAAGAAACUGAUUGAAACUGCGAAAGGAACUGCCAACACAGUAAACACUGCCAGAAAAAUAGCAAAUGCAGCCACAACCAAUGGAACCUCAGCUAAAGCGGUAAAGAAGACACAACCAGCUUUAAAGAAGACUGGCACCGGAAAAGCCGAGGCGGAAGGCAGCCGUAGUCCAACGGAAGCAACAACAGUUAAAGCAAACAAGACCAAAGAGCUGAGCGGCACGUCGAAGUUGCUGCAGCCAUCGAAGGAGAGCAGACUAAAAGCAUUCGAGAAUUCAUUUCUUAAAAUCGGCGGCAGCAUGGUCACGAAUCUAGAGAAAUCGCUGCAUAUGGUGGAGGAGGCGAGAAUGUCAAAGAUUGCGCGUCUGCGUUACGAGCGCCGGCUGGAGGAGCUGUAUGCCGAGUUACAGGUUGUGAAACAAUCGGUCAAGUUGGAGGAGGCGAAGCUGUCGCGGAUACAGCCUGAGAUACAAGCGAGUCAUGAGAUCAUCAUAUCGCUGAAACAGAAACGCAACAAGCUGCGCAAUGCUGCCAUGGAUCUAGGCACUGAUCUGCAGGGCUCUGACUACAGGUUACUGGAUCCCGGCAAGAGCGAGAUUAUGCACAAGUCGACCCUGCUUACCAAAGAGAUACGUCUGUACAACUCGAUUGCAACGUAUGAGGAUACACUGGAUCUACCAACUAACGCUACAAGCGAAAACACAGUUCAAGGAGAUGUGACAGCGGAAACUGAAGUUGAAGCUGAUCCAGCGCAUGCAACUGACACGACGCCGUCCAGCAAUGAAAGUCCUGCAACCUCUCCAGCUGAGCCAGAUAGCAGCAGUGUUGAGCCAGAGCCUGAGCAAGAGCAAGAGCAGCCAGUUGCAAGUGAUGCCAUUGAAACAGAUGCUGGAGUAGAUGAGGCGACGAUACGGCUGGACGUUGAUACAACGCCAGAAGCUGCAGCCCCAAAUGCUAAUGUACCUGCAAGUCCUGCCGCGGUUCAAAUGCAGGAUGUGCCGCCCUACACCGUCAGCUUCAUGCGGGAGCUGAGCGAGGCGCCAGUUAGCGAUUCCCUGCUUGGAGAGUAUCGCACGCCCAUGUCGCGCAAUUACAAUAGCCAACUGAACAUUAAUGCCACCAUCUGCCCCUUUGAUCUGAUGGGUCGCUGCGAGGAUGUCGAUUGUUCCUAUCUGCAUUUGGAGCGUACUUCGCACGCUGCAACUGCAGUUGACAGCAAAACUCAUUAACAAAAAAAAAAAAAAAAAAAAAAGAUAACAACAAA
This is a messenger RNA of Drosophila albomicans, 4006 nucleotides long. RefSeq lists its product as uncharacterized. The record is from RefSeq and is a predicted model, not a curated record. The coding region runs from base 93 to 3971 and encodes 1292 amino acids. Lineage: Eukaryota; Metazoa; Arthropoda; Insecta; Diptera; Drosophilidae. The transcript is spliced from 7 exons.